Molecule: messenger RNA, 822 nt
Organism: Penicillium lagena
Lineage: Eukaryota; Fungi; Ascomycota; Eurotiomycetes; Eurotiales; Aspergillaceae
Product: 15-hydroxyprostaglandin dehydrogenase (NAD(+))
Exons: 1
Coding region: 1-822 (273 amino acids)
Molecular function (GO): oxidoreductase activity
Source: RefSeq, a predicted model, not a curated record
AUGACACAACAGCGGAGCGCCUUCAUUACAGGUGGCGCGUCCGGCCUGGGUAAAGCUAUUGCCACCUGGCUAGCUGCCAAGGGGAUCAAGGUCUUCAUUGCCGAUCGCGACGAAGCUGGAGCGAAAGCAGUGGCAGCUGAGAUUCAGGGUGCAUAUAGUGCUGUGGAUGUCACGAGCUGGGAAUCACAACUGGCAGCAUUUCAAAAGGCUGUUGACCUAUUCGGCCGGAUUGACUACGUGUAUCCUAUAGCCGGCAUUGGAGAGAACAGCUUUCUUCCUACAACAACAACGGAGGAAUUCCAGAAACCCAACUUGAGCAUUUUGGACGUCAAUGUUUCUGGUCUCCUGUAUACUGUCUCCCUCGCUGUACAACUGUUCCGGCGACAACAGCCCACUGCGUCUGGGAUUCGUGGAAAAAUCGUGGUCGCAGGAUCCGUAUGCGGCAUCUAUUGCUGCCCUUCCCUUCCCAUGUACACGACAUCAAAGCAUGCAGUCACGGGAUUGGUUCGUUCCUUGGGUAAAGCUCUGAUAUCUGAGGGAGUGACUCUGAACUCGGUCAACCCAAAUGUCAUGCGGACCAAUUUCUCCACGGAUAAAUUCUAUGAUUCUUUGGAUAGUGAGGGUUUGCUGACCCCCAUGCAAGGCUGCCUUGAUGCUUGUCAACGAUUUUUGGACGAUGAUCAACUCUCAGGUCAAAAUUUCGAGAUCGGGCCUAAUUACGACAAAGGCCAAGGGCUUAUGGACCCGCAAUUUGCGCCACUGGUUGAUGAAGCACAAAAGCGUGUGUUCGAUAAGCUGUUGGCUCGAGGCAACGCUCGGUGA